CCCCCACCCACUAGAGCCAUAUAAAGCUGCCGGAGCCCUCUCCGCCACUGCCCACCUACGACCAUGAAGGCCAUCCUCUUUGCCCUGCUGGCCAUUGGCCUGGCCCUGCAGCCAGGCCAUGCUCUGCAGUGCUACUCCUGCAAGGCCCAGGUGAAAAACAGCAACUGCCUGAACGUGCAGAACUGCAGCCAGGCAGAGACCCAGUGCCGGACCGAGCGCAUCCGUGCCGCUGGCUUCCUGACCAUCAUCAGCAAGGGCUGCAGCUCCGACUGUGUGGAUGAAGCUCAGGACUACUACGUGGGGAAGAAGAACAUCACGUGCUGCUCCACAGACCUGUGCAAUGCCAACAGGGCCCAUGCCCUGCAGCCCGUCUCCGCCACCCUGGCACUUCUCACUGCACUGGGCAGCCUGCUGUGCUGGGUCCCAGGCCAGCUAUAGGCUCCAGCAGUGCCCUGCCACAGUCCCCACACC
Messenger RNA from Otolemur garnettii (small-eared galago), 471 nucleotides. It is a transcript of the gene PSCA, whose product is annotated as prostate stem cell antigen. The record is from RefSeq and is a predicted model, not a curated record. NCBI's taxonomy places the organism in Eukaryota, Metazoa, Chordata, Mammalia, Primates, Galagidae. The coding region runs from base 64 to 438 and encodes 124 amino acids. The transcript has 3 exons.